CAACCGGGCGAGUUUGCCCUGCCGGAAAAAAGCGCGCCACCGCGGCAUUUUACGACGUCGGCGGUGACAGGCCCUGGGAACAUCCGGCUUUCUCCCCACCGCCUGGAGAAGGCGAACGCGAUGUUCGGUGCCGGGGAUGAGGACGACACCGACUUCCUCUCGCCUAGUGGCGGUGCCAGACUGGCCUCUCUUUUUGGACUGGAUCAGGUUGCUGCUGGCCAUGGAAAUGAAUUCUUCCAGUAUACAGCUCCAAAGCAGCCUAAGAAAGGCCCGGGAACAGCAGCAAUAGGAAAUCAGGCAACACCAAAAACAGCACCAACCACAGCGGGCACUUCCACAGUACUGGUUGCAACAGCAGUCCAUGCAUAUCGAUACACAAAUGGUCAGUAUGUAAAGCAGGGCAAAUUUGGUGCUGCAGUCCUGGGGAACCACACAGCCAGAGAGUAUAAGAUUCUUCUUUAUAUCAGUCAGCAACAACCAGUUACUGUUGCUAGAAUUCAUCUGAACUUUGAGCUAAUGGUUCGCCCCAAUAACUAUAGCACCUUUUAUGAUGACCAGCGACAAAACUGGUCCAUCAUGUUUGAGUCGGAAAAGGCUGCUGUGGAGUUCAAUAAACAGGUGGGCAUUGCCAAGUGCAAUAGCACCUCUUCCUUGGAUGCAGUGCUCACUCAGGACCUCAUUGUGGCAGAGGGCCCUGCUGUGGAAGUUGGAGAUUCUUUGGAAGUGGCUUAUACUGGCUGGCUCUUUCAGAAUCAUGUGCUGGGCCAGGUUUUUGACUCUACUUCUAACAAAGAUAAGUUGCUUCGCCUGAAAUUAGGAUCAGGAAAAGUCAUCAAGGGCUGGGAGGAUGGAAUGCUGGGAAUGAGAAAAGGAGGAAGGAGAUUGCUUUUCAUCCCUCCAGCCUGUGCUGCUGGCUCUGAAGGAGUAAUAGGCUGGACUCAGUCCAUGGACUCAAUCCUGGUGUUUGAAGUGGAGCUUAAGCGGGUGAAGUUUGCCAGAGAUUCUGGCUCUGAUGGGCACAGUGUUAGUUCCCGGGAUUCUGCAGCUCCUUCUCCCAUACCUGGUGCUGACAACCUUUCUGCUGAUCCUGUUGUGUCACCACACACAUCGGUGCCUUUCAAAUCAGCGGAGCCAGCUCUUCAUACCAAAUCUAACUCCCUCAGCGAACAGCUUACAAUAAAUACAAAUCCUGAUACAGUCAAGGCCAAGUUGAUCUCUCGGAUGGCUAAAAUGGGCCAACCCAUGCUGCCCAUUCUUCCACCACAGCUGGAUUCCAAUGACUCAGAAAUUGAAGAUGUGAAUACCCAACGAGGAGCUGGACAGCCCCUGGUGACUCCAUCCGUACGGCCCACUCUUCAGCCUGCUCAUCCAGCGUUACCACAGAUGACUACACAGGCCCCUCAGGCAUCUGUUUCUGGGCUCCAAGCACCCUCUGCUACCUUAAUGCAAGUUGCAUCUCUUGAUUCCCAUUCAACUGUGUCUGGAAAUGCCCAGUCCUUUCAGCCCUAUGCAGGUAUGCAAGCCUACACAUAUCCCCAGGCAUCCUCAGUCACCUCCCAGCUGCAGCCUGUUCGACCCUUGUAUCCAGCACCACUGUCCCAGGUUCCCCACUUUCAAGGAUCAGGUGACAUGGCUUCAUUUCUUAUGACCGAAGCCCGGCAACAUAACACUGAGAUUCGAAUGGCAGUAAGCAAAGUGGCUGAUAAAGUGGAUCAUCUCAUGACUAAGGUAGAAGAGUUACAGAAGCAUGGUGCUGGCAAUUCCAUGCUUAUUCCCAGCCUGUCAGUGACGAUGGAAACAAGCAUGAUCAUGAGCAACAUUCAGAGAAUCGUUCAGGAGAAUGAAAGAUUGAAGCAAGAGCUACUUGAGAGGAGCAGUCGGAUAGAAGAACAGAAUGACAAGAUUAGUGAACUAAUUGAACGGAAUCAGAGGUAUGUUGAGCAGAGUAACCUGAUGAUGGAGAAGAGGAACAACUCACUUCAAACAGCCACAGAAAACACACAGGCAAGGGUAUUGCAUGCUGAACAAGAGAAGCUCUCCACACCAGCAGCGGAAUUCGGUCCAGGGUGGGAAUCAGGGAGCCAUCCCAUCCACUGCGCCAAGGUGACAGAAGAGUUAGCAGCAGCCACUGCACAGGUCUCUCACCUGCAGCUGAAAAUGACUACGCAUCAAAAGAAGGAAACAGAGCUGCAGAUGCAGCUGACAGAAAGCUCAAAGGAGGCUGGUCUACUUCGGGGCCAGCUUGCCAAACUGCAGGCAGAGCUCUCAGAGCUCCAGGAAACCUCAGAGCAAGCACAGUCCAAAUUCAAAAGUGAAAAGCAGAACCGGAGGCAACUGGAACUCAAGGUGACCUCCCUGGAGGAGGAGCUGACUGAUUUACGAGCUGAGAAAGAGUCCCUGGAAAAGAACCUCUCAGAAAGGAAAAAAAAGUCAGCUCAAGAGCGCUGCCAGGCCGAGGAGGAGAUGGAUGAGAUUCGCAAGUCGCACCAGGAGGAACUGGACAAACUUCGACAGCUCUUGAAAAAGGCCCGAGUGUCCACAGACCAAGCAGCUGCAGAGCAGCUGUCUCUGCAGGCUGAUCUACAAACCCAGUGGGAAGCAAAGUGUGAGCAUCUGUUGGCCUCUGCAAAGGAAGAGCACCUGCAGCAGUACCAGGAAGUGUGCGCACAGAGGGAUGCCCACCAGCAGAAGCUAACACACCUUCAAGAAAAGUGCUUAGCCCUCCAGGCCCAAGUCACAGCCCUCACAGAGCAAAAUGAACAGCACAUCAAGGAACAGGAGAAGAACAAGUCCCAGAUGUCUGGGGUUGAAGCUGCUGCUGACCCCUCAGAGAAGGUCAAGAAGAUUAUGAACCAGGUGUUCCAGUCAUUGCGGGGUGAGUUUGAGCUGGAGGAAUCUUACGAUGGCAGGACCAUUCUGGGGACCAUCAUGAAUACAAUCAAGAUGGUGACUUUACAGCUGUUGAGCCAGCAGGAGCGAGAGAAGGAAGACAGCAGCAGUGAGGAAGAUGAGCGGCCUCUUCGACCCUCCCAGGAGCGGUCAGCCCCAGCCACGUCUGGGCUGUGUUCCCCAUCCGAGAGUACGGAGGGGCAGGAGGCCACCGUGGUGCUGUCGGAGCAGGUAGUGGAAGAGGUCACCCCAUCGCUUCCACAGACUCUCCGCACACCUGAGGACAGUGUAGAGAGAAGGAAAGGGGAGCCGGUUACAGAGGUGCUUUCAGAGAUUGAAGAUGGUUUCCUCCCACCCAAACCAGCCUGUACCCCAUCUCACAGAGUUCUGGGACCCCCAACUUCGAUUCCACCUAAGCCUCCAGGCCCUGUACCUAUGAACUCUGAGACACCUGUUGCUGGCCCAAUGACAGCCAGGUCCGACAACACAGCAGGAAAGGUGCAUGUUGGGACAGCUCCAGAUGGCGCACCUCAAGAAACCUCCAGGAGACCAUCACUGACUCUAGACCCAGAAAAGGGGGACCCACCAGCCUUAGGGCCUGAAAGCCCAGGAGAGCCCCAGCCUCCACAGCUCAAUGAUGAUGAGGAUGUCACCAGCUCUGCUGAUCCCUUUGAGGAGCCACUAGGCUCUACAGCUGCAGGAACAGCCCUCAGACCCAACCAUGGCUCUCAGCAUUCCAGUGUCUCUGGGGAUGAAGAGGAUGAACUGUUUCAAGGGGCAACUCUGAAAGUUCCAAGGCCCAAAGCACAGCCAGAGGAGGAGGAUGAAGAUGAGGUGGUAAGGAAGUCCCAGGCCCUGCCAAGUCCUCACACCACCACCUGGGGGCCCUUCCCCACAGGCUCAGAGAAGAGAAAUGGAGUUUGUUGGUGGCCCACUCCCUGGACACUGUGUGUAGGGCCCUGUGGGAGCAGGCUUGGGGUACGGAGAGGGCAGCUUGGUAAGCACAGUGGGGACGGUCAGAUACCCCUUUACUCUUGAGCGAGAACAUAACUCUAUCCACAUGGGAAUUAGUCCCCCUUGAGGUGAGGAAAGCUGAGCUGCUUAGUCCUGCACUGAUGUGCUGGAACCUCAGGUUUCCCUACAUCUGCUAGGAUGUUAUUUAUGUUUUAGAAUUGCGGGGGUGGGGGAACUUUGAAGAUUAUCUUUUUGGGCAUCCUUAUUCAUAAACAAACUGGGUUCAAAAGAAUGACUUACCUAAAGCCACCAAAGCAGUUGAUUUUAGAGAGAGGGCUCAAUCCCCAGGCUCCGGGUAAGGCCACCUGUUUCUGAGCACCUUUGCUCACUGGCCUGCUUCCAGCCAGCUGCUCUGUUUUGUCAUCACAACACUCCCAGGCAGCAGGUGGGCCAGUACUGACAACAUGGCCUUGCUCUGUGGAGCAUGAGAAUGAAGGGCGGCAGGGCAAACUGCUGACAGAGCACUACUGGAGCCCAGCUCCUGCAUCUGCCAUUCCCUGUUUUGAUAGGGUAAAUGCUGCUGGUGCUCACUAGACCAUUUUGACUGCAGUGAUGAGAAUUUCACUGCCAUGAAAUGUGUAUGGUGAACAGAGAUGAGCUUCAGAUUGAAUCCAUGUUUCUAGGGACCGAAAUACAGGUUGAAUGGGGCAAGAUUUAUCCCCUCGUGUAUCAUCCAGAGUGGGUUUUGCCUUUUGCCAAAAAGCAGUGACAGAUCUGGGGUCCAGCUCAUAUAUACCACAGCACUUCCGUCUUGCCUGCCUGCUUUCAGGGGAAGUGCACUACUUCCUCCCAAUAGGUUUUCUGCCCAAGAUUUAGAUUCUCAUCUGAGAAUGCUGUAUAUAAAUUCUGCCCUAAAAAGAAAGAGGGAGGAUAAAAGGGAAAAAAUGCAAAUUCCAAGGGACUGUCCUAAAUAUAGUUGGAAUUUUUAAAUUAGUAGUAUGUUAUUGGUAUUAAUGCAAGUAUCAUCAAGUUAGCAGCUAUUUCUUAUGUAUUCUGAACACUACUUCACUGUCUCAUUUAAUCCUCAACUAAUGCAGUGAAGUAGGCAUCUUAUCCCAUUUCUUCUAGAUCAGAAGACUGAGGCUCAGGAUUAUUAAAUAAUAUAGCUUAUCUUCUGUGGUUGGGAAAUGUAGAAUCAGAACCUUAGUCAGAAAAAAGCAGAAGUGGUGAGCUACAUUUAAAAAUCUUAUACUGUCAGAUUUUUUAUAGCGAUCACUCAGUUGAUACUCAGAGAAAAGCACAAGGUCUGUUGGUAGCUGGACAGUGGACUAGCCCAGAGGCCUCUGCACACCACGCUGCCUCCUGUUAGCCAGGCUUCUGUGAAGAGAUCCUGGUCAGCUCACAGAGCAGAAAGGACAUUAGUGGAGACAAUUCAAUUUAUGUCUGUCUCUAACAUCAAUCCCUGCGGCCCCCAUGGGACCUGUUCCCUGCUAACCCAGAGGAAAAAGGUCAGGAGCCCAAGUCAUGAAAAGGGGGGAGAGUCCCCCCUCCAUGGCCUUUUGUGAUACCAUAGCCGAAGGCCUAGGUAAUCAACUUAUAAAAAGAAAAGGUUUAUUUUAGCUCAUAGUUUCAGAAGUUUUAGUUCAUGACCAAUUGGCCCAUUGCUUUUGGACCUGUAGUGAGGCAGCACCUCAUAGCAGGAGUAUGUGGAAGAAUAAAACCAUUCACUCAUGGUCAGGAAGUGAGAGAGAGGAGGAAGGAGGGGAUGGGUCCCACUAUGCCCUUCAGGGGGGCACACUUCCAGUCACCCAAGUCCUCUUGUUAGACCCUGUGUCUUAAAGUUUCCACACUCCAAAUAGCACCAAGCUGAGGACUAAGCUUUUAACACAUGGGCCUUUGGAGGACAUGUAAGAUCAAGCUAGCCACCUUAAUUUCCUGUAUCCCUUACCUGGUCAGUGGGAUGAGGGAGAAUAGUGUUGUGGGAAGCUGGAUCCUGUGUUUCUGGGCUUUCUUCAUCUCUUGGGAAUGUAGCCAAGCAUCUAAAUUAAACUCAUCUCAUUUUCAAAGGAUAAGGUCACAUCCAGAACCAGUCUGGCUACCUUAAGUCACAACAACUUUGUUUUCCAGUGUGACCUUUCGUCAUCUUCCUGAAUCUUCUCUCCUCCGUCGGGCUGCUCUGCUUCUGUUUCUUUCUCCCACUUACAUCUUCCUCUGUGACCCUUUUUUCUUCACACAAAAUGUAUAAGUUACCACAUGAGAGAAAAAUCUGUCAAAUCAUAUGCUUCCCAAAUAAAUGACAGAAUUAGCCGAA
This is a messenger RNA of Ictidomys tridecemlineatus (thirteen-lined ground squirrel), 6154 nucleotides long. Lineage: Eukaryota; Metazoa; Chordata; Mammalia; Rodentia; Sciuridae. The record is from RefSeq and is a predicted model, not a curated record.